Messenger RNA from Tympanuchus pallidicinctus (lesser prairie-chicken), 3414 nucleotides. RefSeq names its product 5'-nucleotidase, cytosolic II (gene NT5C2). NCBI's taxonomy places the organism in Eukaryota, Metazoa, Chordata, Aves, Galliformes, Phasianidae. Gene Ontology annotation, biological process: adenosine metabolic process; IMP metabolic process. The transcript is spliced from 19 exons. The record is from RefSeq and is a predicted model, not a curated record. Gene Ontology annotation, molecular function: 5'-nucleotidase activity. The coding region runs from base 350 to 2050 and encodes 566 amino acids.
GUCAAAAAAGGAACAAAUUGUGUUCUCUGUAUGCAGAGGGGAACUGUGCACUGCUAGAAGAACUUUGAAACGCCUUCAGACUUCACGCUGCUUGCCUCGUGGCUGCUCUGCCUGUUAUUGAUAGUGGUGGGACAAUACUGGCCACGCUGGGCUUAGAGAGAGGGAGAGCUGGUACUACCUCUGGCAAAUUGCUGGUAUAACGAGCAGCAUGUUGAAAGUAACUUGACUGAAAUGGCAGCUCUGCAGGAGAUGCUGAGAAGCACGAGCUGUGUGGAAGCUGGAGAAUGUUCUCAUUAGCUGACUGGAGAAUUUGUGGUAUCCAUUUUAAGAAAUAAAGAAGGAUUUGAAGAUGACAACCUCAUGGAGUGACCGACUCCAGAAUGCAGCAGAUCUCCCUGCAAACAUGGAUGGGCAUGCUCUGAAAAAGUACCGCCGGGAAGCCUAUCACCGGGUCUUUGUAAACAGAAGUUUAGCUAUGGAAAAGAUCAAGUGCUUUGGUUUUGAUAUGGAUUAUACGCUUGCUGUGUAUAAAUCCCCUGAAUACGAAUCUCUUGGAUUUGACCUGACCGUAGAAAGAUUAGUUUCCAUUGGAUACCCUCAUGAGCUGCUCAAUUUUGUGUAUGAUCCUGCAUUCCCUACCAGAGGCCUGGUGUUUGAUACCCACUAUGGAAACCUGCUGAAAGUUGAUGCCUAUGGAAACCUUUUGGUGUGUGCACAUGGCUUUAAUUUCCUCAGAGGGCCUGAAACACGGGAUCAAUAUCCGAACAAAUUUAUCCAGAGGGAUGACACAGAUAGGUUUUACAUUCUGAACACAUUGUUCAAUCUACCAGAGACCUACCUGUUGGCUUGCCUCGUGGAUUUCUUUACUAAUUGUGACCGGUACACCAGCUGUGAAACAGGGUUUAAAGAUGGAGACCUCUUCAUGUCAUUCAGGAGUAUGUUCCAAGAUGUCAGAGAUGCUGUUGACUGGGUUCAUUACAAGGGGUCGCUCAAGGAGAAGACCCUUGAGAAUUUGGAGAAGUACGUGGUGAAAGAUGGGAAGCUGCCACUGCUGCUGAGCCGCAUGAACGAAGUUGGGAAGGUGUUUCUUGUGACAAACAGCGACUACAAAUACACAGAUAAAAUUAUGACUUACUUGUUUGACUUUCCACACGGACCAAAGCCUGGGAGUGCCCAUCGGCCAUGGCAGUCCUACUUUGACCUGAUCCUGGUGGAUGCACGGAAACCCCUGUUCUUUGGGGAAGGCACUGUGCUGCGGCAGGUGGACACGGUGACUGGGAAGCUGAAGAUCGGUACCUACACUGGCCCACUGCAGCACGGCAUCGUGUAUUCUGGAGGCUCCUCAGACACAGUCUGUGACCUGCUGGGGGCUAAAGGGAAGGAUAUUCUGUACAUUGGAGAUCACAUCUUCGGAGACAUCCUCAAAUCCAAGAAGCGCCAGGGCUGGAGGACCUUCCUAGUGAUCCCUGAGUUGGCACAGGAGCUACACGUCUGGACUGACAAAAGCGCCCUUUUUGAAGAGUUGCAGAGCCUGGACAUCUUCUUGGCCGAGUUAUACAAGCAUCUGGACAGUAGCAGCAAUGAACGCCCUGACAUCAGCUCCAUCCAGAGACGCAUUAAGAAAGUGACCCAUGACAUGGACAUGUGCUACGGGAUGAUGGGGAGCCUCUUCCGCAGCGGCUCCCGGCAGACCCUGUUUGCCAGCCAGGUGAUGCGCUACGCCGACCUCUAUGCAGCCUCCUUCAUCAACCUCCUUUACUACCCUUUCAGCUACCUCUUCAGAGCCGCCCACGUCCUGAUGCCACACGAGUCCACAGUAGAGCACACACACGUGGACAUCAACGAGAAGGAGUCGCCCAUGGCCACGCGCAAUCGCACCUCGGUGGAUUUUAAGGAUUCUGACUACAAGCGGCACCAACUGACCCGCUCCAUCAGUGAGAUCAAACCGCCCAACCUCUUCCCCCAGGCACCUCAGGAAAUCACACACUGCCACGAUGAAGAUGAUGAUGAGGAAGAGGAAGAGGAGGAGGAAGAGGAAGAAGAAGAGUAAGAAGGAAGAAGUAAAGAAUUUCUGAAGAUAAACCGUGACUCUAGCAGUGAUGAGGAGGAGAUUCCUAUGUUGGGGCCCUUGGGGUGAUGGGUUGGGGGUGUGUGAUUCCUGCAAAGGCACGUUUUGAAAGCGGCCGGAAACUUUCAUCAAAUUAACACUAAUCAGGAGGAGACCUUUGUUUUCAGUUCUGCAGACGGUUCAACAAGCUGAUGGAUCUGCCUGGGUGGUGCAGUCAGAUGGCGCUGCCCGCCCGUGCUGUAACGCUGCUCCCAUUCCAUAUGGGGAUGCUGCGUGAUUUUUUCCUUUCCCAUGAUGUGUUUCCAUUCGAACGGUGUCCUGUAAACGGUUUUUGCCAUUUGUUACAUUCAUGUGGAGGAGGAAGGGAUGUGCUGAGCCCUGCAGGAAACACAACAAUCCAACUCCUGCCACUGGGUUGCCACCCUUUGCUCUACUGCAUUCAAACCAUCCCCACCACGAUAGCCAGGGUGCUGCUGUAGCCUCCAGCUCCACGUCCACCCCUGCUUGGCAAGAGUCUCCUGUGAAUGGUUCAGUUCCUCCGUCCAUCACAGAUAGCAGCAGGAUUCCGGCUCUUACGUGCAUUUUGCAGCUGUACACAUUUCAGUUUGUAGGCGGUGUUGUCCCCUCCCUGUUUCACACUCUCUUUCAUCAGCAGCAUUCAGUGCCUGAUUGCCAGCGCGUUUCCCAAACAGCAGAGCCGCACGCUGUGUUCUCAACUCAACUCCUGUCCUUCCAACAGUAAAUAUUUACCCCACAGCUUCAAGCUACCGCUUUAGCGUUACAUUAGUUGGCUUGUCUUCCUCGCUGCCUGUUCCUGACCCUUCUGUCUGUCCCAAAGACAAAACCAGCCACAGUGAGGGACCCUGUUUCCAGGGUGCUGCUGGACAAGCAGCUCUACCCCAACAGGAAACAGCGUAUGCCACAGUGCUGGGCAGGAGGCUCUCAUCCACCCGCAGCUCCAUCGCCUUUGGCCCGGUGCAGAGCACAGUGAUGCUGCGUCCUGGCUGAGGGAGUGACUCAUGGCUGCCAUGUGGGGACCGGACCGCUGUGGCUGAUGGUGCAGCUCUGCCAUUGCUGGUCUUUCUCUCUGUUAUGGGUGCAGCUUCCCUGACUCCAGCCUGUGCCGUUCACAUGUGAAGGGAUUACAGUGGGGGGGGCCUCUUGUAAUGAAUUCGACUGUUGUUUCAGUACCAUAAGCGCAUUUAAUCUUCUUUUUUUCUUCCCCCCCCUAUUUUAAAGUACCUUAGGAGAAAAUAAAAAUAAUACACAUCACCACCCUCUGAGCAGGAAAUGCUGCUACUGAAGUGGCAGUUGUUCAAGUCAAUAAACCGUGAUGUUUCUAAGAA